Pantherophis guttatus is the source of this 5631-nucleotide messenger RNA. NCBI's taxonomy places the organism in Eukaryota, Metazoa, Chordata, Lepidosauria, Squamata, Colubridae. The record is from RefSeq and is a predicted model, not a curated record.
AGGGUCGUGGAGGCCACUUGGAGGCGGUUACCGGGAAAAGUUUCGGAAGCAAGAGUUUUCGCGCUGCUUUAGAAAAUGGGAUCCUUCUUUGCGAUCUAAUUAACAAGAUCAAACCUGGCAUCAUUAAAAAGAUCAACCGUCUGUCAACACCAAUAGCUGGACUGGAUAAUAUCAACGUCUUUUUGAAAGCCUGUGAAAACCUGGGAUUAAAAGAAGCUCAGCUUUUUCAUCCUGGUGACCUUCAGGAUUUAUCUAAUCGAGUUACCGUCAAACAAGAAGAAACUGACCGAAGAGUAAAAAAUGUUUUGAUUACCUUGUACUGGCUGGGCAGGAAAGCAGCCCGUAGCCCUUCUUAUCAUGGACCCCAUCUGGAUUUGAAAGCCUUUGAGAAAUUGCUUGGACAAGCUUUGACCAAGGCCCUUGGGGAACCCUACAGCCCCAAACAAAGUGGAAGGGACAGCGGCUACGGGGAUUUUUGGUGCGCUGAUCCGCUUUCAUUGUCUGCCAGCCACAAGCGGGACGAUUCCUUAGACAGCUUGGACUCUUUUGGCUCCAGAUCUUCUACCAGUUUCUCUUCAGAUCUCACUCUGAAAGGCGGCAGUGAAGAUUUUGAGAGUGACACAGAUUCUGAAACCCGCGCCAGAAUGCAUGAUCCUGGGAAAGAUGACAUGUCCUAUCGCCGAGUGGCCUUAAUUGAACCCAAGCCCGCUGCAGAAUUCAACCGUUUCCUGCCCAACAAAGCCAAGCCACCAACUUAUAUGCCAGCGCCUUUAAGAAAGAAGAGAAUCGAGAAGAAUGAAGAUAACAGAAGAAGCUGGGCGAGUCCAGUCUUUACUGAACCGGAUGGAAAUUUUUCGAGCAACCACGGAAGAAUUUUGGGGCCCGGGAUGGAACGCAAGUCAGCAACUUACAUUCUUUCAGACUUCUCCAACUAUUUGGAGGAGGAGGAAGAGGAGGAGGAGGAGGAGAAAACCACGGGAAUCCCAGACAUCGAAACAGAUGAUCUUUACGCUCGCAAAAUAAGUGCUGCUGUAUCAGCUGUAAAAAUCUCCUCUCAUAAAUUUCUCCCUAAGUCUUGGGCUCCGGGCGAAGAGUUGCACUGGAAAAAAGCACAAAGGAUAUCUUUUUCCAAACAGUGGUAUAAGGAAAUUCAAGGAUUCAGUAACAUGGGAGAUGCCGAAGCGGAAGAUGCAAGAGUCCAGCCCAACCAUAGCAUUGCGGACAGCUUGGGUAUCAGAUGCCAAGAAGACUCUCAACCCAUUAAGCCAACAGCUGAAAUGGCUGCAGGCGAGAUGCGUGGCCAUUCCUCUGAGCUGCCAAGCCAGUUUUUAUUUCUUCGAGCCCUGCAAAAAUAUUCCGAGGACUACCUGAAUUCUGAUCAUAGAACCAAAGCUGACCCAUCUUCAGGGCCUCGGCUCAUAACGUGCAGAAAAUCUAAUUACCUUAGGCCAGGCUAUGACCAAAGAAUCCAUGAGAUUAGAGACUUUUAUCCAGAUUUGGAAAACGAUGAUUUGUUUGUCCGUAAGACUGGUGCCUCCCACGCGAAUCCAGUCGUUCUCCAGGAUUUUGAGUAUUUUAGGAGGUCUUGUCAAGAAAGACCUCGUGUUGAAGGAGAAAUUGUUCUUCAGCCCAGAGAUGGGGAAGAUGAAAUAAUUCCAGAUUUAGAAAAAGAUGACCUCACUGUUCGCAAAACUCAACUGCAAAAGAAAGAAGUGCCUAUAUCUGGUGCACCUGACAAGUACCAACCUGCUCUUUUCCCGGAUCCUUGGAGUCUACCCCCAGAAAUUCAGGCCAAAUUUCUAUGCUUGCUGGAGAAGUCCACCCUCAAGAGCGAGAGUGAGCGGAGAGGAAAAGUCUUAUCUCCUUCUUCUUCAAGGCAAAAGAAGGACGAUAUGUUGACCCGAAAAAUGGAGCUGCUCAGCCUAGGAGGCAACGUCCAAUCCAAGAGCUUCUGCCCAGGAGCGUGUAGCAAAGAAGAUAUGGAAAAAUGGGAAGCCAUCAGAGAGGCCAGCAAAACCAGGCAUAAAAAACGGCAAAUGGUUGAAAGGCUGUUGCAAAAGAUUUCCGAGGAACACGGGAGUAAAUCCUUGAAUGACGUCAGUGCAGAUGAGCUACAAACGAUCCGGCAGAUGCGUUACGAAGAGCUCCAGAAAAUAAAAACUCAGCUGCGGGAACAAGACCAACAGUGGCAAGAUGAUUUGGCAAAAUGGAAAAGUAGGCGCAGGAGUCACACCUCGGAUCUGCAGAGGAAAAAGGAGGAAAGAGAAGAAAUUGAGCGAAGGAGUUCGGAAAGCUCGGAGCGGCGCAGCAAAACCCUGAGAGAAAUGCAGAGAGACAGAGAGAGGCGAGAUCAAGCUCCUCUGAGGAACUCUUGGCAGGAGACGGAACAAUUGUAUUUCUCGAACGAUGACGUCUUUCGGGAAGAGAAAGCGUCUCCCAAAGUUGGCGUUCCAACCGAAGCAAACGGAGGCUUGAAAAGGGAAGAUGAUCAUGAGCUGAGGAAACGGAAACCAGAGUGUGGGGUGAAGGAUGAGCCUCUCGUCUCAGUAGACAGCCUGGCCGGAGAAAGGACGGAGUCCCCUUUGCCAAGUUCCCAAUCAUCCAAUGCCCAAACCGGAACUGGUCGGGUUUCAGCCUCCCUAUCAAGGAGUUAUCAGAAGACGGACACAGCCAGGCUGACAUCGGUGGUCACCCCGAGGCCGUUUGGAGCCCCUAUGAGAGGAAUCUCCUCACUUCCCAGGUCCUUUACGAUGGAUGCAACUGUGAAAUACAAUGGAGGACUGGAAGGGCCCAAGAGUGCUCAGUCAGGGCACAGCAGGGGCUCCGAGGCUCAGACAGGAGGAGUUCAAGGCCAAGGCAAGAUGGAGCCCCAAGUUGCAGAAGACAGCAAAACCAGAACAAGCCACUUGCUGGAGGAGCAGAGAAGAGGAACGCCUGAGUUGGAGCCUAAAUCAGAUCAUCACACCAGUUCCAACUCGAUGACUAUCACGUCUUCUGCCCCCAAGGAGAGAACCCUUUCAGCGACUGAGGAGUCAAGACGGCACGAGCAAUACAGUGAUAUGAGAAUCAGUAUAAAUCAGAAACCAGGCAGCAAUCGUAACUUUGGAUUUGCCGUGUCCCAGAAUCCUUCUGGUGUCUUUGUGAAAUCAAUCGAAGAAGGCAGCCCUGCAGAUUUUUGCCAGUUGAAAGUUGGGGAUGAAAUCCUAUCCCUCGGGGGCACCAACAUUUCACACCUGGAGCAGGGCGAGUGGGACACUGCCAUCAACCAGGCCCUGGAAAAUGGAUGCCUCGUCAUGGACGUGAGGCGGCAUGGAAAGAAGGAUUGGGGUAAAGACCAGCCUUUCCCGCCAUUUGCAAGGCACAAAAUCCUCAAUCUUACCAGUAUGGCUACCAACAUUAUAGGUACAUCUGAAAACAAAUGGAUUGAUGCCACAUCCGGAGACCGCACUUCAACGCAAAUUCAACAAAUGUCAGAAAAGGAGGUGCACAGCCAUUUGAAGAAUGAUGGGUCUGAAACAAAAGUCAAUGGAAUGCAAGACGAUACAAGCUCCCGUGAACGAAAAGACACAGAACCUAUUUCUUUGAAAAACUUAAAAAGGCGAUCCCAGUUUUUUGAACAAGGAGCAUCAGGUUCCUUUCACAAUUCAUGGGUGUAUCUUUGUGGAGGCCAGGAACCUGCAAUACUUGACCUCCCUGUCCCACCCAUUGCGGCUUCCAGCCGUUGGACUUGGGAUCAAGAAGAAGAAAGAAAAAGGCAAGAGAAAUGGCAAGCAGAGCAGGAGCGCUUACUCCAGGAGCAGUACAAGCGUGAGCAAGAGAGGCUUAAGGAAGAGUGGCUGAAAGCCCAGCAGGAGGCAGAAAAGGACAUCUCCAGUUACUUAAAAGAGGAACAGACUAACCUGACAUCCCCUUCUAUGACUGGGAGUAUACAGGAAGCCCCAACUUUUUUGUGGGAAAGAAAUGGAAGUAACAGGACUGCUUAUCUUAGUUCUGAAAGAAAUUGGGAAGAGGAAAGCAAGCCGGAGAAUCAGAAGAAAGAUCGUGAGCUAGCGAGAAGCAGCUUACAACAACAAGGAAUGUUACAGGUGGAGCAAAAGAAAAAGUUACAAGAAAUAGAAAAUGGGAAGGAAUGGAAUGGACAAGACACAGUGUACUCUAUCAAGGAACCAAGGUACCGUGAAGAAGCAUCUCAAAAGCUGCUGGUGGAACCAGUCAAGGAGGUUUCAAUGCAAAGAUUUCAGUAUCAAAGACAUUAUGAAUCACCAAGACUCUCCCAUGAGCAAGGAAAGCACUUCAAUGUCGACAGAAAUAAAUCCAGAUCAACUACUGAUUUAGACAAUCCUCAGCCCAGUGGGCUGAAGAAGAAGUUUUCUGAGCAAUCUUGGAAUACCACCAACUCGCUGAAAAGAUCUCAGAAGGAACAGGGCUUGUCAGCCGCUGAGCUGGAAAGGCAGCAGAUCCUUCAGGAAAUGAAGAAAAGGACCUCUCUGCACACGGACAGCAGCUGGAUCCGGCAACGCAACGCCAGCGUUCACAAAGAGCCCUUCAGUCUGACCGGCAAUAGAAUGAGAAGAGGUGAGAGCUUAGAUAACCUUGACUCUUCAAGAACAAACUCCUGGAGACCUCAUUCCUGGAUGAACCAGUCUGCAUCUUCUACAUCUCUGUCAAGCAGCCAAGAGUUUGGCCAGCAUAUUCCUCCAGUGGUGUCCACCUCCAAUCGGGCCUACAUGCGCACCCCAUCUUCCAGUCUUCCCUCCGCUCCCUCUCCAUCUAUUAAAACAUCUUCCUUGCCCCACAUCCCCCCAACGCCUUCUGUUCCUCAAGCUCCAUCGCCAACCUCUUCUCAGUCUGGGACGCAACAGCGCAACAGGUCGGUGAGUGGAAAGCGAAUAUGUUCCAGCUGCAGAAACACUCUGGGCAAAGGAGCAGCCAUGAUCAUCGAAUCUCUUGGCCUUUGUUAUCACUUACAUUGUUUUAAGUGUGUUGCUUGCGAGGGAGACCUCGGAGGAUCACAGGCUGGAGCAGAAGUCCGUAUCCGGAACAGCGAACUCUUCUGCAACAGCUGCUAUCUCAGAUAUAAAACUGGACACACAACCAACAUGUAAUCCGAACCUACGAAGAGAAAGCCUCUGCAACAGACAGAGAAGGAAAUAGCUGCUUCAAAUCUAUAAAUAUUCGGAGUGGGGUGUGUUUUGUAGGACCAGAAGUUUGCCUGUCUAGAUCAUUUAGAAGAUGCACUGCAUCCUUCGUUAAAAAAAAACAACAACCAAUAACCCUAUUCUGAAGUAUUUAUGAGAAAGUCAUCACAUUCUAGAGAGCUGUGCAGAACUUUUGUGAGAAUUACAUUUGAAGACACGCAGAGGUGGUUGCAGUCUUUAUCUCAAGUUAAGCUACGCUUAAGUAAUAUUGCCCUUUCAAAACUGUCCACUUCACUUUAUUCAAUAUCCCUUUGUGCUUUAACGGUGAAAUCCAGUUGGGGAAAUUGUGAAAGAUUCUUUAUCGUCCCGUGUUUGAAAAAUGUAACUCUCCGUGCACCUCAUAAACAGGUUAAUAUAACUGAAGAAUUUUUUUUUUCCUUCUGUUUUCUUUUGUAUUUGUAAAUAAAGUUGCUGAUGCUGCACUUAGACAAAA